This is a messenger RNA of Rhodamnia argentea, 3036 nucleotides long. Its product is annotated as ATP-dependent DNA helicase At3g02060, chloroplastic. Lineage: Eukaryota; Viridiplantae; Streptophyta; Magnoliopsida; Myrtales; Myrtaceae. The coding region runs from base 192 to 2669 and encodes 825 amino acids. Gene Ontology annotation, molecular function: nucleic acid binding; ATP binding. The record is from RefSeq and is a predicted model, not a curated record. Gene Ontology annotation, biological process: DNA repair. The transcript is spliced from 15 exons.
UUAACCGCGAAAGCUAAGCUCAAAGCAAACAAAUAUCCACUCCGGCAACGUAUCUUCCUCCACAUAAACUCCCCGCUCGACUCCACAGAAGAAAUAUCGCAGUUGCCAGUCCCACCCCCCUCCUCAAAACCUCUCUAAAACCUCCAUUCCCAAAUCCUUCUGCACCGCCAUCUCUCUCUCUCUCUCUCUCAAUGUCCGCGCUAUGUCCAGUGCCGGAGAUACCCACGCGUUUCUUCUCCAAGCCCGAGCCCGGCUCCGGCACCCUGUGGAGCGUCUUCUUCGCCGCCGGGUUCCCUCGCUCCUCCAGGGCCAACCGCACCUUCCGCAUAGCCAACGCCGUCUACACCGAGGGCGUCUCCUCCCUCGGCACCCCGAAGCUCGCCGGCCAACGGCGGGACAGGUCGUCCUCGGAGCCCGAGGGGGACGCGAUUUCGCUCCUCAACGAGAGGAUCCGCCGCGAUCAGGGCAGCCGAGAGGCGUCGAGGAACGCGAUGGACUCGGAGGAGGCCGAGAAGUACAUCCGGCUGGUGAAGGAGCAGCAGCAGCGGGGGCUGCAGAAGCUCAAGGGGGACCGCGAAGUGAAGGACGGGGUGUUCAGCUACAAGGUUGACCCCUACGAGCUUCGCUCUGGGGAUUACGUGGUCCAUAAGAAGGUAGGUAUUGGGAGGUUUGUCGGAAUCAAGUUCGAUGUGCCCAAGGGUUCAGCGGAGCCGAUAGAGUAUGUUUUCAUCGAGUAUGCGGACGGAAUGGCGAAGCUUCCUGUUAAGCAAGCGUCCCGCAUGCUUUAUCGUUACAAUCUUCCAAAUGAAACAAAAAGACCCCGGACAUUGAGCAAACUGAGUGAUACUAGUGCGUGGGAGAGAAGAAAGACUAAAGGAAAGGUUGCAAUCCAGAAAAUGGUUGUCGACUUGAUGGAACUAUAUCUACAUAGGCUUAAACAGAGAAGGCCUCCCUAUCCAAAAAAUCCUGCCAUGGCUGAGUUUACUGCCAAAUUUCCUUAUGUGCCCACUCCGGAUCAAAAACAGGCUUUUAUUGAUGUCGAGAGGGAUCUGACAGAGAGGGAAACUCCAAUGGACAGGUUAAUUUGCGGCGAUGUUGGAUUUGGUAAAACUGAAGUUGCACUACGUGCAAUCUUUUGUGUCAUCUCGGCAGGGAAGCAAGCUAUGGUUUUGGCACCAACGAUUGUUCUAGCCAAACAGCAUUUUGAUGUUGUCUCUGAACGAUUCUCGCACUACCCCAACGUAAGGAUUGGACUUUUGAGCCGAUUUCAGACCAGGUCUGAAAAAGAAGAGUAUCUUAACAUGAUCAAGGAUGGCCAUCUGGAUAUCAUUGUUGGUACUCAUUCACUUCUUGGAAGUCGUGUAGUGUACAAUAAUCUCGGGCUUCUUGUGGUGGAUGAGGAACAGAGAUUUGGUGUCAAACAGAAGGAGAAGAUUGCUUCAUUUAAAACUUCAGUUGAUGUUCUCACUCUCUCGGCAACACCCAUACCACGUACCCUUUAUUUAGCACUGACCGGGUUUCGUGAUGCAAGUUUAAUUUCAACCCCACCUCCAGAAAGAGUUCCUAUAAGGACUCAUCUUUCAGCCUUCAGCAAAGAGAAAGUAAUUCAAGCAAUCAAGUAUGAGGUAGAUCGAGGUGGCCAAGUUUUUUAUGUUUUGCCGAGGAUUAAAGGACUUGAAGAAGUGAUGGAGUUUCUUGAACAGUCAUUCCCAGAUAUUGAGAUCGCUAUUGCACAUGGCAAGCAAUAUUCAAAGCAGCUUGAGGACACCAUGGAGAAAUUUGCUCAAGGUGAUAUUAAAAUUUUAAUAUGCACAAACAUUGUGGAGAGUGGCCUUGACAUUCAAAAUGCAAAUACCAUUAUCAUUCAAGAUGUUCAACAAUUUGGACUUGCACAACUCUAUCAGUUGCGUGGAAGGGUGGGGCGCUGUGAUAAAGAGGCUCAUGCACACUUGUUCUACCCUGAUAAGUCGCUGCUAUCUGAUCAAGCCCUGGAGAGGCUUGCUGCUCUCGAGGAAUGCCGUGAACUUGGCCAAGGUUUCCACCUUGCAGAGAGAGAUAUGGGUAUAAGAGGCUUUGGUACUAUCUUCGGCGAGCAACAGACAGGCGAUGUGGGGAAUGUCGGCAUUGAUCUCUUCUUUGAAAUGCUAUUUGAGAGCUUGUCAAAGGUAGAGCAGCAUCGUGUACUUCCAGUUUAUUACCGAGAUGUCCAGAUUGAUAUAAGUAUAAAUCCCCAUCUUCCUUCGGAGUACAUAAAUCAUCUUGAGAACCCCAUGGAAAUUAUAGAUGAAGCCGAGAAAGCUGCUGAGAAAGACAUAUGGAGCUUGAUGCAGUUUACAGAAAAUUUGCGUCGGCAAUAUGGAAAAGAGCCUCGUUCCAUGGAGAUUUUGUUGAAGAAGCUUUAUGUGAGAAGAAUGGCAGCAGACCUUGGAAUUUCGAGGAUCUAUGCUUCAGGAAAGAUGGUUGGAAUGAAAACAAACAUGACUAAACAUGUUUUCAAACUAAUGACAGAUUCAAUGGUCUCUGAUAUGCACAGAAAUUCAUUGGUAUAUGAGGGAGACCACGUUAAGGCCGAGCUGCUUUUGGAGCUUCCAAGAGAGCAACUCCUGAAUUGGAUUUUUCAAUGCUUGACAGAACUAUAUGCUUCAUUACCGGCUCUGAUAAAGUACUAGAUAUGCGGACACCAUGUGUCAACAGUUCUGGCUCCAGCAUUUGACUGCCAAACUCUAUAAUGCAAAUUAAGAUGGAUUAUAUGCGUCAGCAGCUUCACCAAAAUCAAGGCCAGUUGGCUCGGUUGUGGUGUGUGCCUGGGGUGAUCUCACACAAGGAAGGCUAGAUGACUUUCCAUGAGCUAACAUGAAGUUGGUCUAAAAGAGUGCAGACAGUUUAAGGGUAUGGAGGUAGCAACAUUGGGAGGUCAGCUCAAUGGCGUGCCUGGUUAUGAACAUUACUGCAAUAUAUAUACCUUCAACAAACAGAUUCACCACCCAGGAGAUCUAUGCAGUGCUGUUGCUGAAUUAUGGGUGAAGAGAGAAGGGG